AUGAAGCCUCCAUUAGUUUCAGAGGGAAAGACAAAUGGAGAAAAUCAAGAAAACAAACACAUUGAAUUUGCGUAUCGUGAAGCCAUAGGAAGCCUUCUUUAUUUGUUAUGUCAAACCAGACCAGAUCUAGGAUUUACAGUCAAUUAUGAGAGCUGCUUCACAGAAAACCCUAAGAAAAGGGAUUACAAAAAUGUAAAAAGAACUCUUAGAUAUCUACAAGGUUCCAAGAAUUAUGCUCUUUUCUAUAAGAAAAAAGAAAGUGAAGAAGAUGACAGUAUUCAUCUAAAGGUUUAUUGUGAUGCUGAUUAUGCACAAGAUUUAAUAGACAGAAAAAGUACAAGUGCAUACAUAGUUCUUUAUAAUGGUGCUCCCAUUAGUUGGUGUUCCAAGAAGCAAAGUGUGAUAGCUACUUCAUCAACUGAAGCAGAAUACAUUUCAGCAGCAGAAUGCACCAAAUAA
Schistocerca nitens (vagrant locust) is the source of this 459-nucleotide messenger RNA. RefSeq lists its product as uncharacterized. Lineage: Eukaryota; Metazoa; Arthropoda; Insecta; Orthoptera; Acrididae. The record is from RefSeq and is a predicted model, not a curated record. The coding region runs from base 1 to 459 and encodes 152 amino acids. The transcript has a single exon.